Messenger RNA from Tricharina praecox, 1269 nucleotides. Its product is annotated as pyridoxal phosphate-dependent transferase. Gene Ontology annotation, molecular function: pyridoxal phosphate binding; L-kynurenine:2-oxoglutarate transaminase activity. The record is from RefSeq and is a predicted model, not a curated record. Gene Ontology annotation, biological process: biosynthetic process. Gene Ontology annotation, cellular component: mitochondrion; cytoplasm. The transcript has 5 exons. NCBI's taxonomy places the organism in Eukaryota, Fungi, Ascomycota, Pezizomycetes, Pezizales, Pyronemataceae. Bases 1 to 1269 code for a protein of 422 amino acids.
AUGGCGCACAAGAUCAAGCCGGCAGCGCGCGUCGACGGCCAGAGGAAGGAUGUGUGGUCGAUCGUCAACGAAGCGGCUGCCGCGGCGACGAAGGAGAGGCCCGUGGUUAAUCUCGGCCAGGGGUUUUUCGGAUACAAUCCACCGGAAUUCGUGAUCAAUGCGGCCAAGAAGGCGUUGGAGAGCGUCGAGUGCAACCAGUACUCGCCGACACAGGGACGGAUGCGCUUGCGACAGGCGAUCUCGGACUCCUAUUCCCCGUUCUUUGGCCGCACGCUGAACCCCGUCGACGAGAUUGUGGUCACCACCGGGGCGAACGAGGGGAUGUUGUCCGCGUUCAUGGGGUUCAUUGAGCCGGGAGAUGAGGUGAUCGUUAUGGAGCCGUAUUUUGAUCAGUAUAUCAGCAACAUCGCCAUGGCGGGUGGGAAGGUGGUCUAUGUUUCGUUGCAUCCGCCGGAGAAGGGAGACACCGAGGUUUGUCCAGCCAGUGAAUGGAGACUUGAUCUGAAGGAGCUCGAGGAGAAGAUCACCUCCAAGACGAAGAUGAUUGUUCUUAACACCCCACACAACCCCAUCGGCAAAGUCUUCAGCCGCGCAGAGCUCGAGGGCAUUGGUGCGCUCUGCGUAAAGCACAACAUCAUAAUCCUCAGCGAUGAAGUGUACGACCGGCUCUUCUACACGCCGUUCACUCGGAUCGCCACGCUCUCCCCCGAGAUCGAGAACCUUACCAUCACCGUCGGCUCCGCGGGCAAGAACUUCUACUGCACGGGCUGGCGCGUGGGCUGGUUGAUCGGAAAGCCACAUCUGAUCAAAUACGCCGGUGCAGCGCACACACGUAUCUGCUUCUCGUCUGUGUCUCCACUGCAGGAGGCAGUGGCGAUCGGUCUUGAGGAGGCGGAUAGUGAGGGGUUCUGGGAAACGUCGAAGAAGGACAUGAAGGCAAAGAUGGAUCGGUUCAAUGAGAUCUGGUAUGAGCUCGGAGUGCCAUACACGGAGCCGGAUGGUGGUUACUUCGUGUUGGUGAACUUGAACAAAGUCAAGAUUCCCGAAGGAUACGACUUCCCACCACAUGUGGCCGAGCGACCGAGGGACUUCCAGCUGUGCUGGUUCCUGAUCAAGGAGCUGGGCGUUGCUGCCAUCCCCCCAACAGAGUUCUAUACCCCACAGCAUGAGAAAGAGGCGGAGAACUACCUCAGGUUUGCGGUGUGUAAGAACGAUGAUGUUCUAGAGGCUGCGAAGGAGAGGCUGCGUGAUCUGAAGAAGUACAUGUAA